UCCGUCGGAGCCUCCCUUCAGGAGCCCUCCUCGGCUGACUUGCCUGCCCUGCGCCUCUUCCACCUCCUUGGGUUGAUGUCAGAGAGGUUCAGGUGCCGUCAGCAGCUCCACUCGCUCGGGCGCACAUUCCAAAGGAGGCAAAAGAGAGAAAAGUGCAGGGCCAAGGAGGCACUGACAGCUUGGGUUUUGAAGAUCUUCUCAAAGACAAGCGAUUGGAGACCAAAGUGGAACCAUCGUGUGGCUUUAUCAACCCAAUCUAGAAAGAAAGGAUAUUUUUGGAAACUUGGAAACUGCCUCCUUGUUCUUCUGAAUGUUGGCUCAGAUCUCACCUUGGUCAGGCUGGCUCUACCAGGACCUUUACCUGGAUUGACAGCUCACCAACAUCCAGUUUUCAAGAACCUUUUGAAAGCGAAGUGAUAGGAAGCACAAAGUUGCACCGAAGUGGCUUUCUCAACCCAAUCUAUUAAGGAGAAAGAAAGGAGAAUCUUGGAAACUUGAAAACCGGCUCCUUGUUCUUCUGAAUGUUGGCUCAGAUCUCACCUUGAUCAGGCUGGCUCUACCAGGAGCAUCAAAACGUCCAGUUUUCAAGAACCUUUUGAAAGAGAAGUGAUUGGAAGCACAAAGUGGCACCGGAGUGGCUUUCUCAACCCAAUCUAUUAAAGAGAAAGAAAAGAGAAUCUUGGAAACUUGGAAAUUGCCUCCUUGCUCUUCUGAAUGUUGGCUCAGAUCUCACCUUGAUCAGGCUGGCUCUACCUGGAGCAUCAAAACGUCUAGUUUUCAAGAACCUUUUGAAAGAGAAGUGAUUGGAAGCACAAAGUGGCACCGGAGUGGCUUUAUCAACCCAAUCUAGAAAGAAAGGAGAAUCUUGGAAACUUGGAAACUGCCUCCUUGUUCUUCUGAAUGUUGGCUCUGAUCUCACCUUGGUCAGGCUGGCUCUACCAGGAGCUUCACCUGGAUUGACAGCUCACCAACAUCCAGUUUUCAAGAACCGUUUGAAAGAGAAGCGAUUGGAAGCACAAAGUGGCACCAGAGUGGCUUCACAGACCAAUCUAAUAAGGAGAAAGAAGGGAGAAUCUUGGAUACUUGGAAACUGCCUCCUUGUUCUUCUGAAUGUUGGCUCAGAUCUCACCUUGGUCAGGCUGGCUCUACCAGGACCUUCAUCUGGAUUGACAGCUCAGUUUUCAAGAACCUUUUGAAAGAUAAGUGAUUGGAAGCACAAAGUGGCACCGGAGUGGCUUUACAGACCCAAUCGUGCAACGGAGAGCGAGAAGAAUCUGGGGACGUUUUCCUGCUUUGCCCAAAGAAGCUGGCUCGCUGUCCUUCUCAACGUUGGUUCGGAUCUCACCUUGGUUGGGUUGGGUCUGUCAAGGUCCCCCCAGGACUGCAUUUCGUUCUCCACAAAGGAGGCCGAGCAAAGCCUUCUCCGCGUUGUCCUCUGGGUUCCUUCUCUCUGCCUUUGCCUUCUUUCGGAGAGGAGAAAAGGAGGUGGCACCGGGGCAGGAAGCAUGAGGAAUUCCUACACGGUGACCAUCCCCGAGGAGCCCCCGGCCUCGCCCUUCCUCCGCAUGCCCAAAGACCUUCGGAGCAAGAGCCCCAUGCCGGGAUCCCUCCUGGUCUCAACCUUCGUGGGUCUGGUGCUCAAUAAAACCAAGAGCUCCAAAACGGUGCAGGGUUUGACCGGACUCCGCAACCUCGGCAACACCUGUUUCAUGAACUCCAUCCUGCAGUGUCUGAGCAACACCAAAGAACUUCGGGAUUAUUGUCUGCAGAACCAGUACGUCCGCGACCUCAACAACAACAGCCGGAUGCAGAUGAACCUCAUGGCAGAGUUCGCCAAACUCAUCCAAGCCUUGUGGACAUCGUCUCCCAACGAAUCUGUGAGUCCGUCCGAAUUCAAGACACAGAUUCAAAGAUACGCACCACGCUUUGUGGGUUACAACCAGCAAGAUGCCCAGGAAUUCCUGCGUUUCCUUCUGGACGGGCUCCACAGCGAGGUGAACCGCAUCUUGGUGCGCCCCAAAGGCGGUAGUAGCGACAGCCUGGACCAUCUCCCUGAUGAAGAGAAGGGAAGGCAGAUGUGGAUGAGAUACCUGGCGAGAGAAGACAGCCGAAUUGGAGAUCUUUUUGUGGGCCAGCUGAAGAGUUCCCUGACCUGCAGCGUCUGCGGACAUUGUUCGACGGCCUUCGAUCCCUUCUGGGACCUGUCGCUACCCAUUGCCAAGAAGAGCUAUGGGGAGGUCAACUUGGCCGACUGCUUGCGGCUCUUCACCAAGGAAGACAUCCUGGAUGGAGAUGAGAAACCCACCUGCUGCCACUGCAAAGCCAGGACGAAAUGCACAAAGAAGUUCAGCAUCCAGAGGUUCCCAAAGAUCCUGGUGUUGCACCUGAAACGCUUCUCCGAAGCCAGGAUACGAUCCAGCAAACUCACCACCUUUGUCAACUUCCCUCUCAAGGAUCUGGACUUGCGGGAGUUUGCUUCCCAAAGCUGCAACCAUGCUGUUUACAACCUGUAUGCCGUCUCCAAUCACAGCGGAACCACGAUGGGAGGCCACUACACAGCCUAUUGCAAGAACCCCGUCUCCGGAGAAUGGCAUGCCUUCAAUGACUCACGCGUCACGCCGCUCUCCGCCAGCCACGUCCGCAGCAGCGAUGCCUACCUGCUUUUCUACGAGCUGUCCAGCCCGUCUUCGCGAAUGUAGCCUUCUCCCCAUCACACCCAUUGACUCCUUAAGGAGGCGAGAACGCCAAGCUCACGGAUGCGCUCAAUGGGGGAGACACCCAGGACUAUGGUGACUCGAGGGAUUUUUCUAAGCCUUUUUUUUUUCUUAAGAAAAAAAAUUACAAAAACCAAAAAAAAAAAAAAAAACAGGAGGGAGAAAGCCCUAAUAAAGCAUUGACUAAAGAUGCCGACUUUUGCGGAAAGGCCUUUCUCCUGGUUCAGGACUGAGGAUGAAGAAAACACUGGCAGUUGAGGAUGGCUUCUCGGAAUCCUCCUCACGUUCUUCAGGGUACUUUCUUCCACUUUUGGUUUCCCUUCUCUCUUUCUCACCCUCCACUUGCUUCCCCUCCACCUUUGGUGUGUGUAAUAAACCAUGAACAGCAGCAAACAGGGGCAGGAAAACUCUCUGUCCUGUUUUAUCCACAAAACCUCUCCAACCGGCUCCCAAAUUUGGGGGCAAAGUGUGUCACAAGUAGACGGACGUCUCCAACGGUGUCUUGAAAUGCAUUGGAGAGCAAUGAGAAACUGUGCGGCACUUUGUAGGAAUCCGUUUCCAAAUUUCGGCUCUCAAAUAAAGGCAUGCAACGCAACGGGAUCCAGAGUCCAGCGUUCAAAAAUGAUGAAUAAAGCCACUUGUUGACAAUGUCCGAUUUCCACUGCAUGUGAGAGUACAUUCGUGCUCUGCAAACUUUCUGCGGGGAGUGUCUUCUCCGAAUUUCGUGGCACUGAGAUGGUUUCCUGCGAGACUCAAGGAACUGAGCAACCUCACCUCUCUCUCCCUUUUUCUAUUUUGGAAGAACGCUUCCCAGUUUGGUUCCCUUUCUAAAUGUCUUUUUCUAACAAAGCUCCGAAGCUGGGAUUUUACAGGGUGGAUUUCUAACUUUCGCUUCCCAACGGUGCCUUAAACUGUCCGAGAGGGAGUUCUGCAUGAACCAGAAUUCCCCUUUUUUUGAGGCACAAAAGGUGUAAACUUGGCAAAAAACAAACAAACCCCAUACUCUCCUUCCUUUCCCUUUUGGAAAUGCUCAAUGUUGCUUAGGUUUUGCUUUUGCUUUGGGUUCUCUGCUGUAAAGACAAUGGCUUCUCCUGCCAAGGAGGCAAAGAACUGAGCCAACUUCAAAAUGGUUGAUGUCAGUCAACCAUUGAAUGUCAGUCACUUUAUUUAAUCUUUUAUUUAUUCUGUCCGGAAAGGCGUCCCAACCCGUGUCCGGAGGAUUUGCUCUCCGGCAAUUUGGGCGGAAACUCAACCUUCCUCGGUUGACUUUCAGUCCAUAGUUUUGCAAUCAUGAAACUUUGGCAAGCGUCCGGUCCUCUGUGAGGAAAGUGAGGAGACAACACUCCUCGACCUAAACUUAUCCUGCAUUAAAUCGGGCACUGAAGUAUUAGACGUCGAUAUGGUUAUGCCGAACGUGGUUGGCAUCAACGGAACCCAAUGGUGCCCCUUUCCCUCCGAAAGCCACCCUUAACCCCAUGGCUUUCAAAGGGAAGCUUCUUUUAUCUCAGUGUUUUUCACUCCGGCAUUAAGGGCCCCAAGACAGAGGGCAAGUUGAUAUAAAUAAUGGGUUGCCUUUCUCAUUGUCUACCUUUUUUUUUGGCUUGACUUAACGGCUUGUUUACUGUGUAAGCAAAGUUAGGGAAGGGAUUCCUGCCGUUCGUAAGGGAGACUUGUACAGAAAUAAAAACUGUAGCUUGAUAAACA
Molecule: messenger RNA, 4418 nt
Organism: Anolis carolinensis (green anole)
Lineage: Eukaryota; Metazoa; Chordata; Lepidosauria; Squamata; Anolidae
Gene: usp2
Product: ubiquitin specific peptidase 2
Exons: 12
Coding region: 1506-2699 (397 amino acids)
Biological process (GO): protein deubiquitination
Cellular component (GO): cytoplasm
Molecular function (GO): cysteine-type deubiquitinase activity
Source: RefSeq, a predicted model, not a curated record